GCGUUCGGAAUCGCAUUCGUGUGCUGGAGUCAGAGCGCGCUGCGGGGCAUCACUGCACCGCCACGGAGGACACACCAUCACAGAAGCAGGAACAGGGAAAAGGCAAAAAGGCGUGAAAUAGUGCAGAGGGGGAAGAACAGGGCGCCCUUUUUUUUCCCCUGAAAUCACCUAAAUCUGUGGGAAAUUAAACAGGAGCCAGACAUUCGCUAAUAAUAAAUCCACGAACGCAGCGGACAUCUCAAGAGAUAUUUUUGGCCAGCACGGCGGGGAAAAAUGAAGGAUCGCACGCAGGAACUACGAAGUGCUAAGGACAGUGACGAUGAUGAGGAAGUCGUUCAUGUCGACCGAGACCACUUUAUGGAUGAAUUUUUUGAACAGGUGGAGGAGAUCCGUGGCUGUAUUGAAAAGCUGUCAGAGGAUGUAGAACAGGUCAAGAAGCAGCACAGUGCCAUCCUAGCAGCACCCAACCCUGAUGAAAAGACCAAGCAGGAGUUGGAGGACCUCACAGCUGACAUUAAGAAGACAGCCAAUAAAGUGCGCUCUAAAUUAAAAGCAAUCGAACAAAGCAUCGAGCAAGAGGAGGGGUUGAACAGAUCAUCUGCAGAUUUGCGGAUCCGCAAGACACAGCAUUCCACGCUGUCACGCAAGUUUGUGGAGGUGAUGACGGAGUACAACACCACGCAGUCCAAAUACAGGGACCGCUGCAAGGACCGCAUUCAGAGACAACUGGAAAUUACUGGCAGAACAACUACCAAUGAGGAGCUGGAAGACAUGUUGGAGAGCGGGAAGCUUGCUAUCUUCACUGAUGAUAUCAAAAUGGACUCCCAGAUGACCAAGCAGGCACUAAAUGAGAUUGAGACUCGACACACUGAGAUCAUUAAGUUGGAGAACAGCAUCCGUGAGCUGCACGACAUGUUUGUGGACAUGGCCAUGCUGGUGGAGAGUCAGGGAGAGAUGAUUGACAGAAUUGAGUAUAACGUGGAACACUCUGUGGACUAUGUAGAGAGAGCAGUUUCUGACACCAAGAAGGCUGUCAAAUACCAGAGUCAGGCACGCAAGAAGAAGAUCAUGAUCAUCAUCUGCUGUGUAAUUUUGGGAGUGGUUUUGGCGUCCAGUAUCGGAGGAACCCUGGGCUUCUAAACGACAUGAAGAGAGACAAACACUUGGAAAGCUGAGUGUUUUAUCCACUUAAACACGAGAUAAGGAAACUGUCAUAAAACGGGGGUUGGGUAGGGUAAAAAUCAAAUAUUCAAAAAUCAAACAAUCAAAAAAAUAAAUAAAUAAAGGAGAUGUUACGUACUAGCUGAUUUAAAUAUAUACAAAAGUGGGUUCAAAUACAACAUAAUAUUUACAAACUGUACAUGUAAAUGUAUUGAACAUAAAGCAGCACAUGGGUUACUACCUGUAAAGGAAUAAACAUCAAUUUUUUGUUUUUAUUUUAUUUUUUUAGCGUUGCUUUCAUUUUUGGGGGGGCCUCCAGGACAGUGCCAGCAACUGCUAAAUUGUUUUCCGUUCCGGCAGAACAUGGUGUUUGGCAAACCAUACUAGCAUUACAAAUACUAACCAACUGACUGCAUAGAUGUUAUAGAUAGUAGUUGUAGUCCGAUUUCAAUGGCCUAACGUUCCGAGUGGUUGCUUGCAUUCCGAUGAAAUCUCUCAUCGUUACAUUAUUAGCUCAUUACCGAUGGAGUGCUCUAGUUUAAAAGCACCGUCAACCUCAUAGUCGAAUUUCUGUCUUAAUACAUUUACUGUGGGCAACCGUAAACAAACAAAGAAUAAAAGAACUAAGAAGCACACAUUUCGAAUUGUGAGAGGAAGUGAUAUCACCAAGCUUGUACAUGAAGACGAUUUCGUUUUUACUUCAUUUGCUGUAGGCAGCGGAGGAAUGGACAUUUCAUUUUAACACGUUUCGAAAGCUACACUGGGAUCGAUAGGGUGGCAUUGCGCAAACUGUUGAACUAUGCAGUUUUGAUAGUGAUUUGCCCCUGCUUUUUGAAUUAAUUCAUGAAAAGAUUCUGAAAGAAGGUUUCUUCUAAGGAACAUUUUGAGAAAUGUUAAUACUUGAAGCAACGCCUAGCCUAAAUGUUAUCUUUUGGAGGGUAGUUAGGUCUGCUGAAAUGAAUUUUCCUUAUUUUACGUUAGUUUUGCGCUUUUUUAUUUGCCUUGUUUCAUAAAUAUAAACAUAUAUUUUACAUUAUAAUACAAAGGAUGGGCUUGAACAGGACCGUUUUGGUUUUGAAGGAUCGUUUUGGGAGUUUGCUUGACGUUUCACCUUGGUGCUAGUUUAUGAAGAGAGAGUAAUAAAAUUAACUACGGGGACGUGAUAGACACUCUUAGAUCCUUAUUGUUAAAUUCUACAUAUCUGAAACAAUGGGAGUUGGUGCAGUGAAGAUGAGCUAUCUGAUGAAAUAUUUACCUGUAGAUGCAUUCUUCAGUUCAAUUGAAGAAACUUGUACGGCUUGUCAGGACUCUUAUUAUGCAGCGACUAAAUAGAAAGACAUUUACACAGACUUUAUAUGAAAUAACUUAAAUUUAGCUCUGAGCGCCCAGAGAGAUGGCAUCUUGUUAUGAUAACUCUAGCUUAGAAUAGGACGCUUCGAUUUUGUCCAAAGAUUUUUUUUUUCUCAGAAACCCAAAUCAAACAGCUGCAUCAUGAAUUCGUUGCAUCCAUUUCUUUGCGGACAGAAAGUGCCAGAUUGGUUAAUUAUGUACUGCUUGUUUUAAAUUCAAGGGCUAAAAUUUAAAACCAAACUUUAGCUCUGUUUUUUUUUUUUUUUUUGAUGAAGAAUCCCUCUUGGCUUGAUUCAGACUCGUUGCACUCUUAGAACGCCCUUACCCUCGUGUUCAUGACGUUCAUGACAUGUACCAACUCUGAAAGUGCUCUCCUUUUCUCGAUAUGGACUUCAUUUUCCAUGUACUGAUUAUCAUAGAAUAUAUAACAGGAGCCCCCCCACCCCGUUCCGCCACCCCUUUACCUACCCAAAGCAAAGUAGUAGGGAACAGGAAUGAUUUUGGGGAUAAAUACUGUACACUUUUUACAAAGCCUGAGGCAGAGGGCCGGGACUAUUUUGCUUUAAUCAUUCCAGUACCGUCCAGCAUGUUUUCUUUGAAACUUCUGUGUAUUUAGUGUCGAAUCACUUACAUGUAUGGUAAAAUGAGGUAAAUAUGUAUGUCGGUGUUGUUUUUUAGUAGACGAUAUAGCUGGAAGGCCCUUAUUUGUUAACGCAUGCAACUUUCGCUUUGUUAGUUUGCAUGGCUCUCGAUCAUGUGUGCACUUUACAAUCAAAGAAAACAAUGUCUUAUGCCGCCACAUUUUUUGGGUUGUACCGUUUUCUGUUUUGUUGUUUGUUUUUUAAUUUAUGAUUAUUUAUUAUGACUCUCUAAGGGUUGGAUGGGGGGAUUGACUUCAUUUAAUAGUUCUGCUGCCUAUUUCAUCAUGACCCUGACGAUGCUGGAGUUUUACAGUGGUCCCCAUGAAUGUGUUCCCUGUGGAUGUGCACAUGAAUACAAAAAUUUGUUUGUUGUCGGGUAUUUUGUUCCUAAACCACGUCCGUAGUUUAAAACGACGUAUUUCCCCCCCUCCUCGCCCUCUGGAAACACUCUGGGUACGAAUCAUUUUUGCGCACCUUGUUCAUUUUCCCUUCCCCCUGAUGUUUUCCCGAACUUGAUUGUUGUGCUUAACUGGUGAUGAUAUGUGAAUUCUUUCGUAAGACUAUUCUUUAUUGUGAGUCGUGUGCUGCGGUGUCGAAUUGUGCAACUCAAAAGGCCAUGUAUGCGUGCCCUGUCCCUUCGGCAUUUUUUCCUUUUUUACGUACACGUUGCUGUAUAUGUGAGCAUGAGCAUUUGUGUGUGUGUGUGGUUGUGCGUGUGCGUGUGUGCUCGUCUGCUGUUGGAGCCCUCCUCGGUCGCACCGGCCUCGGGCGCAAGGGGCUUCUUUGGUCUGCAGGUCUAUGGUAUGCAGCUCUAGCGCUCCAGUUCUGUGCCGACUUCAUUCAAAUGUUAAGAAAAGUAAUAAGACUAAAAAGCCAAAGCAUUAUGCGAGUACAGAGCACAAUGUUACAGUCGACUGUAUUGUGUAGUCCACCCUGCCCGUAAAUCUUGUGAACUAUCUUGUGUAUACAUUGACUGUUUUCAAUUCCACCGCUUUCAGCGACAAGGUUCUGGAUAUAAAGGUUUAUUUAUUUGUUUCUAUUCAUUCUGAACAAUAUGUAUAAUGUAUACUACACAAGCUUGUUCGUUUUAAAGCACUUUCUCCAAAAACAGCUACGUACAAAACAAAUAUCCCCCAAUGAUGUUCAAAUGUUUUGUGUACUGUAUGUUGUUUUUUUCUUGCUCCCCUCAAUGAUGCUGUUUAUGUUACCAUUUUCCCCUUGUUCAACUCACUUGCAUUGCUUCCUCUGUGCUGGCAAUACAUUAGACGUAGACAUUAGAUCAGCUCUGGUUAAAAGAAAAUGAAAUAAAAAAAAAUAAAAUAAAAAAAAAACAACUGUAUACUGACAUGGGCACAGAUCUGGAUGAAAGUUUUCUCAGUUGUCUUAUUUUCAUUUUUCAACACUGUUUUUGGAUGUUUGUCACACAGACACUGAUAUGACCAGACAGCACUGGCAUAACACAGCACAUUGAGAAGGCAUUUUGUAAAUGAGUGAAAAUUACAAACUACUAUAUAUAAAAAAAACAAAAACAAUGUACCUUUUAGAGCUUAACUGCAUAAUAGUCUUUUUGGUUGGGGUUGUUGAGUGCCUCAUCACUGCAGGUGAAUAAAAAACCCUUAAGCCCAAUCCGCAUGGCGAGGGAAAGGCGACACAACAAAGCUUGAACACUUCCGCCGUGAUCGACGAAGCCGUCUGCUGCUAUGUAGACUGCUUUGUAGAUUAUAACGCUCACUUAGUUUCCACAUGUGCUUUAGCAGCUCUCAAAGACUUUUACGUUAACUGAUAUGACUUCUCGGUCCAAGGCUAACGAGCGCCCAAGACCUGCGAUCGUGAUUUUUCUCAACAGCCCCAGCCAUGAUCCUCCUUAAUUUCAUCCCCUUUUGUGUCAUUCCUUUGAUGUAUAUUCCCAUUAAACUUUAUACCAGUAUUCUUGUUUCAGUGUUAGAUUUAGAACGAGGAAACGGUUUGUGGAGAUGGUGCUCAAACUGUGAUUUCAGCAAAAUGAUCAUCAAUUACAGAGAAUGGCCUGUAAUGAUGUGAUGAAAACACUAUUCUAAUUAGAACGGGAAGAUGACUAGAUAAGGAUGACAUAAUUGAAUUAUACCAUUAUCAAAUGUGAUGAAUUAUAUAACUACGAUGAUUUAAAGAAUCCCGAGAAGUUGUGUUAUAUUAGUAGUACUAUUGAAUGCUCGCGAUUUUGUCAAUCUGAACUGAAUCUUUGUCUUGUAAUUAUUGUAAAUAUUUCAAAGAGAGAAAAAAUGACUUGCAUGUCCAUGUAUAAAACUACUAAAAUAGUUCCUGUCAAAGUUGUGAGGUUGAUUGAUUUUCUUGUUCUUCGCCCUGGUCGCAGCGAUUUGCUGCCGACCGCUUGCUCGCUUGUCUUAAAGCAGCAUCCGAUGCUUUCAGUGAUGUCAAGGGUGCUCUAUAACGAAGAAAAGGAACAAUGCUUUACCAUCAGAUUCAAUACAAUACGUUGUGUUUCCUCAGAGAGCCAUUACUGGUUCAACUCUGAGGGAAAAAAGUGCUUCCCUCCAUGUACACCAUCGAUAGGUCUACAGGUCAAAUGCACACCAUCUGUAGCUUCCAGGCACCUUGAAUGCGUUUCUUUGCAGAGGUCCACCACAUUGGCAAUGGCAAAUUUAGAACAAUUAGUGGCAUUUUUGUGCGUUUCGUGGUACGUGUUUGAACACUUUCAUAAUCAGUGUCGGUUAGAAAACCUACAGCAUGGCUGAAACUCAAAUGCUCUAGUUAAAGGUAACGCGGGAUGAGCUCUGCUCUUAUACGAAGAGCGCAGCUCUUGGGAUUUAGAAGUUUUCUUUAAAAGUACAGUAGGAAAACAAUAAUGCUCAAAGCAAACAGAAAAACACUCAUCUGUGCAAUACAAAGAAAAGGGCUUUCUCACACAUGCAUUUGAAAGCACUGAAGAAUGCUGACUUCAAUAUUAUUUUGGGAGUUGAGGGAAACAACAGCCACUAACCGUGGUUCCAGCCGUCGUUUUACGUGUUGCCAAAGGUCUUCUCGCCCUACUAGGAUCUAAGUUGAAAGUCCUUUCAGGGCAGAAACCACAAUGAGAUGGGCACCAAGGAUGGGAAGGAAGAAAUUAAAUCGAUUCCUGCAACUUUGACUGGAAUUGCAACUUCUGUCUUUUAUUUUCUGUGUGUGUAUGUGUGUACUGUAUUGUAAAAAAAAAAAAAAAAAGAAAAAGAUACAAACAAACAACAUAACUGUCCCUCUCUCCUCCCUCUCUCUUGUAAUACUGUUUGCUGUUCUGUUUGGUUAGUGUGGCGUACCAGUAUCCCUCUCCUCCCCUAAAACCCUUGCUAUCUUCCUCCCUUCUCUCACAAACUCUCUCUCUCUCUCUCUCUCUCUCCCUCUUUUCUCCAUGGAUCUUUAAGAUGAGAACUCUAUGCAGAUGCUGUCUUUUAUAAGUGUGUCAAAAUUUUAAGUUGAAAUGAAAAAUGAAAAAAGAAAAACCCCAACAAACAGAUAUUAUGAACUGAAACAAAAAAUAAAGAAAAAAGAUUGUCCAGUGUACAA
This is a messenger RNA of Onychostoma macrolepis, 6689 nucleotides long. It is a transcript of the gene stx1b, whose product is annotated as syntaxin 1B. Bases 274 to 1140 code for a protein of 288 amino acids. The transcript is spliced from 10 exons. Gene Ontology annotation, biological process: intracellular protein transport; vesicle fusion; exocytic insertion of neurotransmitter receptor to postsynaptic membrane. NCBI's taxonomy places the organism in Eukaryota, Metazoa, Chordata, Actinopteri, Cypriniformes, Cyprinidae. The record is from RefSeq and is a predicted model, not a curated record. Gene Ontology annotation, molecular function: SNAP receptor activity; SNARE binding. Gene Ontology annotation, cellular component: SNARE complex; endomembrane system; plasma membrane.